Messenger RNA from Salvelinus namaycush (lake trout), 1322 nucleotides. RefSeq names its product mitochondrial calcium uniporter (gene mcu). The record is from RefSeq and is a predicted model, not a curated record. Gene Ontology annotation, biological process: mitochondrial calcium ion homeostasis; calcium import into the mitochondrion. The coding region runs from base 83 to 1204 and encodes 373 amino acids. Gene Ontology annotation, molecular function: uniporter activity; calcium channel activity. The transcript has 9 exons. Gene Ontology annotation, cellular component: uniplex complex; mitochondrial inner membrane. NCBI's taxonomy places the organism in Eukaryota, Metazoa, Chordata, Actinopteri, Salmoniformes, Salmonidae.
CUCCCCCUCCCCGUCUGCCACCGUCUCUCUCUUGGUCCGCCUGCAGCAUUCGACAUCCCAGCGAGGAUUUUUCACUACAGAGAUGGCUGCGAAAGUGUGUAGAACAGUACUCAUCUUGACCAGGAGCAGCGGAGCUGUGGCCACCGGGCUCCCCGCACUCGCUAUCUCAUCACAGCGGCACCACCAGCAUAUAAGACCGGACCAGCCUGUCAGGAGAGCACAUGGUCUGCGGUCAGCCUCCCGCUCUGCACUGUUCACCCAGCCUCCCACCAGCCUCUCAACCGCCCUCUCAACCCAGGGAUGGAGGGGCGCCCCCUCAUGGCAGGGCCAGAGACUACUGAGUUCCUCCACCGCUCCAGAAGAGGUGACGGUGGUGUACCAGAAUGGACUGCCGGUGAUCUCAGUCAGUUUGCCGUCCCGGAGAGAGCGAUGCCAGUUCACUCUAAAGCCCCUCAGUGACUGUGUUGGGGUGUUUCUCACACAGCUGCAGACGGAGGACAGGGGCAUCGACCGAGUAGCCAUCUACUCUACAGAUGGGGCGAGGGUAGCCUCUUCUACAGGGAUAGACAUCCUGCUGUUGGAUGAUUUCAACCUGGUCAUCAACGACGUUACGCACCUGGUGAGGCCGCCACGAAGAGAUCUCCUAGCCAAUGAUGAGGCGGAGCGUCUGAACGACGUGAAGUUCCUGGUUCAGCAGCUCUACACCACCAUGCGUAUAGAAGAACAUCAGCUUAGUAAAGAGAAGGAACUGGUGGUCAGACUGGAGGACCUCAACUCACAGCUACGUCCUCUAGAGCAGGUGAGGGAGGAGCUGAGUCGUAAGGCGGAGCGUCGUACCACCUGGGUGCUGUGGGGGGGUAUGGCCUACAUGGCAACACAGUUUGGGAUCCUGGCGCGCCUCACCUGGUGGGAGUACUCCUGGGAUAUCAUGGAGCCUGUCACCUACUUCAUUACCUACGCCACCGCCAUGGCUAUGUACUCCUACUAUGUACUCACACGCCAGGAGUACCUCUACCCUGACGCCAGGGACAGACAGUACCUGCUGUUCUUCCACAAGGGGGUGAAGAGACAACAUUUUGACAUCUACAAGUACAACCAGCUGAAGGACUCUAUCGCUGAGGUGGAGUUAGAUCUGAAACGCCUGAGGGAUCCCCUCCAGCUCCAACUCCCUGUCCAGCAACUCACCGCCGCCAGCAAAGAUUGAUGGGAAGAGUGAUGUCCUCCUCUGCUUUCUUCAUCUCUCCCUCCGCUCCUCCAUCUCUCCUUUCCUUACCCUCCUCCUCUCCUCCAUCCCUCCUUUCCUUACCCUCCUCCGCUCCUCC